GACCACAUUAUUUUUAUUUGUUUUUGUUUGUCACUUCCUGGUGAUUUGAAGAUAUUUAUUUUUGUUAUAAAAUCAGCUUAUUUUAGAUUAUUCUAACGGGUCACAACUGCUCAUGUGGAAACGCCAAAAUAUUAUAAAGUAGGCUACUUUCAAAUUAUUCCACGUUUAUUUAAAAAUCGCAAAAUUAUUACAAAAUGACGACCAGCGAUGCUUUAAAAGAACUUGUGGAUGUAACCAGUAAUGUUGAAGAAGUGGCGCAUGAACUAGAGGCUUCAGAUAUCAAAUCUAAUGAGAAACGUCUCCGGCAGAGAAUAUCUUCACUCCAGACUUCAAUAAUGAACUUGAAGGAGCAAUUAAAAUUAGAAAAAGAGCUAUGGAGAGAAGAUUUAGAACAAAUUCGGAGCCUCCAGCAGCAACAACAAGAAAUGAAAUGCUCAUGUGCUCACAGAGUAAAAUCAAAGGAAAAUGUAAAGUGCGAUAUUCUCAGUAAAACAAGCAGCGUUUCUACAAUGAGCAGUGGCGAAACUACGUCGAAAAAAAAGGAGGAUAUUUUGAAAACUCACUCAAUUAAACAGUUGUUGGAACUGCAAAAUUAUAAAAGAAAAUUAGCCGAAACGGAAAAUAUGUGCAACUUGGAGCUUACCAGAGUGAAACAAAGCCUGGAAGAUUUGAAGACUUUGCAGACUAUUGCAACGGGGUGGGGACAAAAUUCAGAAAAAAUUGAAAACGAACGGAAAUUUAGUAAGAGUGAGGGACAACCUAUUCGCGAAAUUUUUGUGAAUAUGUAUUCCAAACAUGAAUAAAGUUUUUGCGAAUUUAAAA
Molecule: messenger RNA, 822 nt
Organism: Zophobas morio
Lineage: Eukaryota; Metazoa; Arthropoda; Insecta; Coleoptera; Tenebrionidae
Exons: 2
Coding region: 195-803 (202 amino acids)
Source: RefSeq, a predicted model, not a curated record